AAAAAAAAAAAAAAAAAAAAAAAAAAAAACCAAAAAAACAAAAUGGCCGCCGUUCAGCUCAAGUUUAACCUCCGCACUUCGCCCAAUGUCAAGACCGUGCACUUGGUCGGUUCGUGGGACCACUACGAUCGUCAGAUUCCUCUGUCCAAGGAUUCGUCUAAGUCUGGUGCGUGGGUUGGCAAGUUCCGAUUUCAGACGUCGAUGCUCAAGUUGGGCGGGAGAUACUGGUACUACUACAUCAUGGAUGGCUACCAAGUCUCCCACGACCCGGCCGCCGAAUACACCGUCGAACCCACCACCGGCCGCAAGCUCAACAUCCUCGACGUCCCCUCUGGCAAGGCCACCCCAUCAGCCCCCAAGACCCGCCGGGAAUCCGAGGACGUCGUCAAGGGCCGUGCCCUGUCCCCGUCGCGCAUCCACCACCCAAAGCCUUCCAAGCCCUAUGCCUCGCGCCAGCUCCGCGAAGCAGAUUUCGCCCCAACCAUGGACGAUCUCACCCGCCGCUUCGCAGGCUCCCGCAUGUCCGAUGAGUACUCACCCUACUCCUCCCAAUCGUCCUACUCCAACAGCCCGCCCAGCUCUGCUGGCUCCUCACUGUCCUCCCGCUCCUCGGGAAGCACCUCUCCUUCUUCGUUGUCGUCGAUGAGUGACCCGCCCUCGUCUGUCUGCCACUGCGAGCGGUAUGGAAUUACCCGCAAGGGAGACCGAGUCAAGCUUGACUGCGGUGGCAGCCGGUGCGGAUACGUGACAGAGUCGAGCGAGGCUAGCUGCUCGGAGUCAGAUAGCGAUGAGGAGUAUCGCCAGGCAAAGGCCGCUGUACGCCGUCAGGGUAUUGUCGUGAGAAGAUAAUUGAAUCGAGUGAACAUUGUUUCCCUUGGUUCUCGAUUUCAGUUACGAUUACGAUGGCCCGUGGACGAACGUCCAGUGCACGUGGCGGUCAGAAAACAACCCGGCCCGGCCGGCUUGGCUAUAUUUGUGCCGUUAUAGCCACUAACAGUUUCGCAUGAUUACAUGCGCAGUCACUCCUUUGACUGACAGGUGACAGCCACCUGUACGGCCAAUCUACAACAGGAAAAGAAAAAGAAAAAGAAAUAGCAAAAAAAGACCGGACUGUGUUUCACAUUGCC
This is a messenger RNA of Aspergillus ruber CBS 135680, 1127 nucleotides long. RefSeq names its product GTP-binding protein EsdC (gene esdC). The record is from RefSeq and is a predicted model, not a curated record. The coding region runs from base 43 to 849 and encodes 268 amino acids. Lineage: Eukaryota; Fungi; Ascomycota; Eurotiomycetes; Eurotiales; Aspergillaceae. The transcript has 2 exons.